This is a messenger RNA of Priapulus caudatus, 1348 nucleotides long. RefSeq lists its product as uncharacterized. The coding region runs from base 154 to 1077 and encodes 307 amino acids. NCBI's taxonomy places the organism in Eukaryota, Metazoa, Priapulida, Priapulimorpha, Priapulimorphida, Priapulidae. The record is from RefSeq and is a predicted model, not a curated record. The transcript is spliced from 3 exons.
UGGACCAAUUCGUCAGCUCGCAGCAUAAAGUCGAUAGUGUAAACAGAGCUUUACAUUGGGUGGCCGUGAUCCUGCAGCCAGUGGUUCAUUGUAGACCUCUCUCUAGAGCUACAGUAGUGUUUUUCCGCAGUUGCAUGAGUCUAGAAUUUGUAAAUGGCGACUGCCGAGCUAUGCCCCCAGAGAUCGAAGAUAAACCUCCUCAUAUACUUAUAUGAGAAGGCUGAAUGCCUGUGGCGUAUAGGAACGCCUGAACACAGAGACGGGGACAAGAAGCGAGAAACGCUAAAAGAAAUUGCGAACAUGCUUGAAUGGCCGGUGUCUGACGUAAAGAAAAAAAUUAUAAACCUGCGCACAUAUUUCGCCAGAGAAUUUGCGAGAGUGAAUAAGAGUAUAUCUGAACCUGGCACCGCACACAUGUACGUGCCACAAUGGGCUCAUUAUGAUGCACUGAUGUUCCUCCAGCCAUACCAGACGGCAAGGAAAUCUAUUUCUUAUUUGGACGAGUCACAAGAAUCGGAAACGACUUAUUUGGACACAGAGGUGCUAACGGUUUAUGCCAAAGAAGAGGACAGUCAGGAUGAUUAUGAACAGGAGGAGACUGAGGAAUCACAGUCAUUGAUGAGGAAAGCCCUCUCACCAACCCCAUCCACUGCAUCAAGAGUAUCGACAGCAUCACACCCAUGUUCAGCCCUGAUAAUGAAGGACACUUCCAAGACAGCAAAAUGCAAACUUUCAGGCCUAAUAGCCCCCAAAACUAAACGCACUAAGCCUGCCGAUGAACUGCUUAAACAGGCUGUAAAAUUCUUCAAGGAUUGCCAUGGAAGCAAACUGGAGAGCCACACUGUACUCAAGCAGCAUGCUGAAACAGAAGAUGAGGUUUUUGUAAAAUAUAUUACGAUGCAGUUGGCCAAAAUUAAGGAUGAACGUACAAAAGGAAUCGUGAAAAUGCGAAUACAGCAAGUUAUAUAUGAGGGACAGUUUCCCCAGGGAUAUUUGCCACAAGUGCCCAAUGCACCACAUACCAGUUGCUAUCCAACCACAUCUCAAAGCCAGAAUAGCACUUUGACAAAUCAAUGAAAUGUGGUCGCGACAUCCACGUACCUAAAGGGGCCAUUUAAACGGCCAGUAACCAUGCUGUAAGUGUAACUGUUAGAUUCUAACGAGCAUACUUACAUAUGCUGUACAGUAGAGCUACAGUAGUACAUAUAUAUGCUGUACAGUAGAGCUACAGUAGUACAUAUAUAUGCUGUACAGUAGAGCUACAGUAGUACAUAUGCUGUACAGUAGAGCGAGUUUAAUUGUACAUUAUUCUACGAUAUUCAUAGUUUUAUUUUGUAAUUUGUAUUUU